This is a messenger RNA of Plectropomus leopardus (leopard coralgrouper), 1667 nucleotides long. RefSeq lists its product as uncharacterized. NCBI's taxonomy places the organism in Eukaryota, Metazoa, Chordata, Actinopteri, Perciformes, Serranidae. The record is from RefSeq and is a predicted model, not a curated record.
UAUAAUUCUCCUCUUUUGCAAACAGCUUGCCCAAACAGAGGCACAGUGACAGUGUUCAGAGCGGGCGCCCGCCCUGCCCUCCAUUCCUCGUCACUGGAAACCCGUCCUCAUAAAAAAAAAAAACAAAAAAAACACUUCCUCACACAACGAGGAUCUGCUGCUGCUGCGGCUAGAUGAAAACCAAACAGUGCCCCUCCAACAUGCGACAUCAACUCCUCUCCUACAGAUUUUCGGUGCCGUAGUCGCUCCAAACCCGGAUAUGCUUCUUGUGCGGGGAGAAAAGGCGAAGCGGCAGCGGAGAGCAGAAUGAGAGAGGCGCGGCGGCGGGAGAGCGGGACUCAAGAAGCUGUUUUUUGCCAGUUUUUUGCCACAUAUCAUGACCGGAGUGAAAGUUGAUGAAGAGGAGAAAAGAAAUGGUUAAGGUCUCGGUCUCUCGCGCGUCUGCUGAGAAGCUCACUUCCUAUCAGACUGGCUGCUGCUGCUGCUGCUGCUGCUGAAGUGGAGCUGCAGCUGUAGCUGGAAGAAGUGAAUUCUUUGAAGGCAGGGGGGCUCCGGAGAUGCCGCUCCCUCAGGGCAUGCUGCUCUGCCUGGGCAUGCUGCUGAUGACUGGUGGGGGGGUCAUAGUCCUGUGCUUGGGCCUGCCUUAUCAGUCAGCGCCGCUGUUUGGGGUCGGGCUGUUCCUGGGCCUGGGCGGCGUGGCCCUGCUGGUCAGUGGACUCUGCAUGGCCAUGAAGAAUCUCCAGGUGGCAGUGCCCGGACACUUCCUCCUGCACCCGCGCACAGGCACGCGAUUCAGUCCACAGCAGGCACUGGCUAUACAAAGGAGGUUGGACAGAAUUCGUAGAGAGAUGUCAGAGGACUCUGUCAGCAGGGCACCGGAUCCUGAACCCUCCCUCCCAUCCACCCCACCGCCCUGGACUAUGGAGCCGCCUCCGUCCUACGACACAGUGAUGAAGAGCCAGGAGCUCAGCGAGCAGCUUUAACCUCUCUCUCUGGCGGACAUCUUUACUUUGUCUUUGUGCCUUUUUGUCUUUGGUUCUCAGCGGGAACCUUGAACAAGCAGUCGGUGCUAUGGAUGAACUCACGAGGGGCCUCUUCCGUGCCUUAAGACAGCCGCCCUGAACCCAAACACAAGCACAAGCCAAGAAGCAGGAAGAGACUGCAGCUGGUUUAAGACUUAAUAUUUGUACAGACUGAGCCCCAGUGUGGCCUCUGUGUCUACUAAACGUGUGUUUUGUGAUUGAUUGUGAAAGGAACCAAAAUGAUCACUGCAGCUGCUCCGCUCUCUACACUAAGGGCCUUUCUUGAGACUGAGAUUAUGUAACUUUUAAGAAGUUACGAGGUUAAAGUUAAGAGGUUCAUGUCGACAGUUUGGGUGUGAGCCUUCUGUAGACACCUGAUUAUGAUAUUUUAUUGGCCUGCUUGAAUUUAUGUGACCUACUACUGUUGCUGCACAGCUCUCUUCUUCAAACACGAUAAGAACUUUCCUCACAGCUCCUCUUUGUAUCUGCACUCUCUCAUUCACAGCUCAUUGACAGCUUACUAAUAUGCAAAGUGCCUUAACAAGUGACGGCAGAAUGUUAACAGUACAGCUUUGUAUCCUGUGUUUGCAGAAUGUCCACUGUUAGUUCUAUGUUGUGAUGUUACUAUAAACUAAAGUGAAUUAA